AUGCCUAAAAGUAAAACUUUACAUAUCCUAGCAAAGUAUGAAACGACAAGUCAUAUAUGUAUGUCACAAAUGUUGGAUGGCUGCAGAGAGAGCUUCUGUCCACAUGACCUCAGGCUCGUCAACAUCAUUCAGACAAGACAAUCCUCAAAUAUAAUAGAACCAGAACAACAAGAUCUUCCUGAGGUGUCUCCAAAUGCAGGAGUUGGCAGCAACCAACCAGUACCUUCUAUUGUUUUGUCUGAGUACAUGAGAGCUAUUGAAACUGAAAGAAGAAUGACCCGUAAAGUGGCAGAUAAAGAUAUAGAACAACUUCUGGUAGCUUUGGAAGAUGGAAAUAUUACUGAGGAUGGCCUGGAAGAUGAAAGUGAAGAUAAAGAAACCUUUUUCGCUAAUGCAAGAGAAAUAUUUCAAGAGUUGGAAGACGAGGAUGCAGAGGACCAUGAAGAUCCUACCUAUAGUGAUCCACCACUAGUUCAAGAUUUGCCUGGCCCAUCAAGUCAAAUUUUUAUUUCAUUACCCAUGCAAGAAGCGUCGGAUCAGUGUUGCGCGCGCCAGCGCCGUGUGUACACGCGCCCAAAGUGGUUCCCGGGUGUUUUUAACCCCACGUUGUAUGGGUCGUCGUGA
Messenger RNA from Danaus chrysippus (African queen), 624 nucleotides. The record is from the annotation of a GenBank genome assembly. NCBI's taxonomy places the organism in Eukaryota, Metazoa, Arthropoda, Insecta, Lepidoptera, Nymphalidae.